ACACACACGCUGGUUCACACGCUGCGUUCUGUGCAGACCAUGUGUCUGUAUGUCAAGUAUCAAGGAUUACCGUCAGCAGUUCGGUGUUUCCCCGCCAUUCCCGCUCACCUAGCAUUAGCAUUAGCGCGACUAACUGUUCUCUCCACUCGGAUCGAUUCACUCGCUUCCUCACCAAAAGCGAUUCUUCUCCAGACGGUCGAGCGUCGACUUUAGACCCCAAACUUCGGCAUUCCUCCUGACGCAACACGAAAGAUAACCAAUAGAAAGUAACGUUACAUACACGUUAGCUUACCUUUCUAAUGGCUAACGGUUCUCUAAUGUCAGCGUGCUACCUGACAAUUCUCAUAUUUAUCCUGUUGCUGCUUCUUCUGCUUCCGCUCUCAGUGGACUGGACAUGAAUUGAAUCCAUGAAUCAAAUCUCCAUUUUGGAUUAUGGCUCUGGUAGCAGCAGCGACCUGUCAAUCACAGUAAGCCCCGCCCUAAAGUCUACUCCUCUUUAUGGUCUGUUUGACUCUAAAUGACCUUAAUGUACUAAAUGAUGACAUCAUGCUGUAUCGAAGAAGACUUGAAACCAGAGAUUGAGACAGAAAAUCAAGGGACAAUUUUCUCAUAGACUUCUAUACAAUCUGACUUCUCUUUGCAACCAGAGUCGUCGCCCCCUGCUGGUCACUCGCCGGAUUUCAAGUAAUUUGUCAUUUUCAAUUAGUCUGCCUUUGACAUUUUUGUUAGGUUUUUAUAUGUUGACUACAUAUAUUCAUAAUUUCUUUGGAUAUGUUUUUAGACUUAAAAACAGUUUGCCAACAAACAUUUACUGUUGGAAUUUUGGUUGAUGAAAUUAACUGUUAGACCUCUUAUCAGAUGUUUGGAAAUUAUUGUUUUUCACUGUUAUGACCCACAAUAUUACAGCCGACUCGUUAUGAUAAGCUGAACACGUGCAGUUUGUUGUGGAUGCAUAUGUUCACACCAGCUGCGCUUCUUUCUCACACAAUACUGCUUUCAGUUGGAUUUAGUCCUGAGGAUCACAUUCGUAGUGAGUAAUGGACUUAUUCAUGUCCAGCUGACUAACUCUCAUCCUGCGACAUACUCGGUGUAGCCGUUGUCUGGUUUAACUUAACCUGUUUUCACGAUUCUUAUUUCCUGGAAAAAGUUCUUUGCAUUUCGAAGGGCUUUUAAGUUGAAAAGUGUCCGUGGACAUUGUUCACGAGUUCACACAUUCAAUGUUCUGUCUGUCACUUUAAGGGGCGCAUAAAGGCAAAUCGCCCCAGUCCCUCGUGUCUCGCUCAGACUGCUCCAGUGUGUGUGUGUGUGUGUGUGUGAGAGAGAGAGAGAGAGCCAUCAGGGGGUAUGAGCUGAGAAUAAAAGGGAGCUUCGCGGAGCCACAAGUGUCCAGUUAUUAGCAUGCUGGUCUGGUCACUGUGGGCCUGCUGUUAGCGGACAAAGGUAGUCCAGUGAACCGCAGAUAAUCUCAGGGACGUGUAGGAAGGACACGUUGGCGUGGCACAAGUGAGAAAGAGAAGAGCAGCAAGCUUCUUUCUUUUUAUGUUUGAAAAUCUGAGAGCAAGACCCCGGCAAAUUUCCAAGCUUCUUUCCCAACGCGGGCCGUAUCCCGGCGACUAGUUAAGUCUUUCUUGGAUUCAAAAGAAGCACUCGACACGUCCCCAUCGCCUCGGCCCUCAGCAUUCCUGGACGCAGCAGGGGGAUCCUCGUCCUCCCCGAGAUGCCGAACCUCAACUCGCCGGAUGACAACAGCGCCGGGAAUCCUCUCCGGGACCCGGUGUCGCUGAACGUCGGCGGUGUUGUCUACACCACCACCCUGGACACGUUGACCCGCUGGCCCGACUCCAUGCUCGGCGCCAUGUUCACCGGACAGAUCCCCGUGCUGAGGGACAGCCGAGGGAACGUCUUCAUCGACCGAGACGGGAAGGCCUUCCGGCACAUUCUGAACUACCUGCGCUCCAGCUCGCUGGACCUGCCGGAUGGAUUCUCGGAGCUGGCGCUGCUGAGGAGGGAGGCGGACUUCUUCCAGAUACGCCCCCUGCUGGAGGACAUUGGCCGCUGCGAGGCGGCGGUGCCUCUCGGCCUCAGAGGAGGGCCGCUAGGAGCCAUGAUUGUGGUGAAUGUUGAUUCCAAGGUACGGUUGUUUUUAAGUGAAAGCAAUAGGACAGUUGUUUUUAGAUUGAAUCAACUCAAUGAGCCUUGUGCAUGUGGGAAAUCUGUUCACUUUACUAAUUAAUAAGUUGGUCCAGUUCAGAGAAUUUGUACGAGCAAAGCUCAGAAAAAAAGUUUUUUCUUGCAUGAGGCCCAUUAUUUGAGUUUUAAUUGAGGUUAGACAUCGACCAGGCGGACCAUUGACCCAGUUGGUAUGACGAUAAAAAAGACUCCUCGGGUUGUUGGAUCCAUCAAGGUGCUUUCAGACAGCCGUUACAGCUGUGAACUCAGUCUCCUCUAUUUUAAUUGGACGCCAUUUCUACUCAUAUAAUAUGUAUAAAAAUCAAAUAACUAAUUAAAACCAAACUCAUAAGAAAAAUGCAUGUGCUCAAUUUUGAAACUUGAGCAGAGAACCCACAGUAGCCGACACCGGGCCACUGGGGUUCUGGAGCCCACCAAUCGAAAGCAGAGGAGGCGGCGGCGGCAACGGCUCUCUGUCUCAAAAUACCCAAAUGGGUUUCUACAUUUAUUUGACACAAAAGGUGACAUCUCAAUAGAAAGUUUACACAGAGUUUAGACCCUCUUGCUUGAGAUCUGGAGGCUCAGAACUAAGCUAAAUGGACAGAGUACCGACUCCUCGUGAGACAGGCGAGAACUUUGAGGAAUAGUUUGACAUUUUUCGGGGAAAAAACACCCAAUUUGUCUUCUUGAUAACACUCAAAACUUCCCUCAAAAUAAUAAACGUUACACUUUUGUCGAUUGGGUUCAACAGCGUCGCCAGUCUGGCUUCCAGAUUCUAAAACUCUAGAAGUGACGGUCCCUGAGUAACCUUUGUGAACGUCAUCGGUGUUGAUCAUGAAUACAGUGACUGAACACAAGAUGUGUGUUUGCACAUUCGGAGACCGACCGGUUCUGUUGUUUGUGUGCACUCUGGAGAUUGUGUAGUCAGCACCGUGUGCCCU
Molecule: messenger RNA, 3110 nt
Organism: Pseudoliparis swirei
Lineage: Eukaryota; Metazoa; Chordata; Actinopteri; Perciformes; Liparidae
Product: BTB/POZ domain-containing protein KCTD21-like
Exons: 1
Coding region: 1718-2233 (171 amino acids)
Biological process (GO): protein homooligomerization
Molecular function (GO): protein binding
Source: RefSeq, a predicted model, not a curated record